CUCUCUUCCGGGUGUUUUCCUCGGGUUGGUCCUGAAACUAGCUGCAGAUUUUUCUUCAACUCGUCUCAAACUUUUUAUUUUACAAACAUGAACCGUAUAUUCGGCUCCGGGAAGCCCAAAGCUCCUCCACCGAACCUCACGGACUGCAUAGGAAAUGUUGAUUCUCGGACAGACUCCGUCGACAAGAAGAUCGGCAAACUAGAUGCUGAACUCAUGAAGUAUAAGGAUCAGAUGAAAAAGAUGAGAGAUGGGCCCUCAAAGAACAUGGUCAAGCAAAAGGCGAUGAGAGUUCUGAAGCAGAAGAGAAUGUAUGAGAGCCAGAAAGAUAACCUCAUGCAGCAGUCGUUCAACAUGGAACAAACAAACUACACAAUCCAGUCCCUGAAAGACACUAAAACAACAGUUGACGCCAUGAAGAUCGGCCUCAAAGACAUGAAGAAAGCAUACAAGAACGUGAAAAUUGAUAAAAUUGAGGAUCUUCAAGAUCAGCUGGAGGACAUGAUGGAGGAUGCCAGUGAAAUCCAGGAGGCGCUGGGCAGAAGCUAUGGCACACCUGAGAUCGACGACGCCGACUUGGAAGCAGAGCUGGAUGCUCUGGGAGACGAGCUCCUGAUGGAUGACGACAGCUCCUACCUGGACGAAGCUUCAACAGCUCCCUCUAUCCCAGAGGGUCUGCCCGGAGACAGGUCGACCAACAGGGAUGGCGUUCUGGUGGACGAGUUUGGCCUUCCUCAGAUUCCCGCCACAUAAAAAGGAGCAAUCAGAACACUCACGCUGGUUUUACAUGUAUCAUAAGCCUUUUUUUCUAUUUAUCCAACUGACGCUCCUAGUCUUAGAGUGCAGCAUUUAUAAUCAAAGCAUUUUUCUGUCUAAUCAAUGAUGAACAGCCAAUAUCAUAUCUCUCAGGUGAUUGGUGGAAUUGGGAUUUUCUUAACUUUGUACAGUUUUCUGCAGCGUUGAGUUGCCAAGAACAAAAAUAAAUUAUAUUUUUCAAAUUGUG
This is a messenger RNA of Larimichthys crocea (large yellow croaker), 1000 nucleotides long. RefSeq names its product charged multivesicular body protein 5b (gene chmp5b). Gene Ontology annotation, cellular component: multivesicular body. The transcript has 8 exons. Bases 88 to 750 code for a protein of 220 amino acids. Gene Ontology annotation, biological process: vesicle budding from membrane; late endosome to vacuole transport via multivesicular body sorting pathway. Lineage: Eukaryota; Metazoa; Chordata; Actinopteri; Sciaenidae. The record is from RefSeq and is a predicted model, not a curated record.